Molecule: messenger RNA, 1018 nt
Organism: Cajanus cajan (pigeon pea)
Lineage: Eukaryota; Viridiplantae; Streptophyta; Magnoliopsida; Fabales; Fabaceae
Source: RefSeq, a predicted model, not a curated record
AUAAUGGAACAAGUAAUCAGCAGUCUAACAAGCCAGAGCCUCCUGAAGAGUUUGAGCCAUUUGGUCAAAAUCCUGGGAGAUUUGCCCAGUUUGAUUCCAUUCUUGAAAAGAUUAACCAACAGGGAAAGGGUCAAUAUAGACCUGAUUCAGGAAAUGAUGCUGGUUCUGAGAUGAUGCACAAUCUAGAUGGAAGUUAUGACACAUUAUCUGAUGGAAUGGAUGGAAAACUGAAGAAUGCUGCCACAUACUUUGAAUUUGAUGAGGAUGAAGUCGACAAAGAAGAUUAUGCUUUUCGAUAUGACGCCAAUUUUCCGCUUGGUUCUAAAUAUGAUGUAAAGGAUUUGGAUCUUACAAAACCUGGUGUACGCAGGCCCCUCAUAAGAUAUGAAUUCAAAGUAACAACCAAAGAAGUUCUUAGUCAAGCAGAUUUCAGGAAUGUUAGAUUCCUAGCAAACUUCAUAACAGAGGCUGGAAUUAUUAUCAAGAGAAGCAAGACUGGCAUUAGUGCAAAGGCUCAAAGGAAGGUUGCCAGGGAGAUAAAAACUGCGCGAGCAUUUGGUUUGAUGCCCUUUACAACAAUGGGUACAAAGUCAUUUGUUUUUGGGAGAAAUAUGAAGAAUCUUGAUAAUGACUUUACGUACGAAAGAAAAACUGAGAACAUGGAUGGGGAACUUGAUGUGGAAGACCAAGCUUAGAGCAUUGACAUAGAUACUUAUGCUUCUUGGGUUGAAGUAGCUCCCAUCCUUUCCUGUACUUCUUAUUUAUUUGUUUCUCACCUUGCCCAAAAGACUGUUGAAAUUUAUUGAAAUCUUAAUUUUGCAGUUAGAUUUUUACUAUUUUAAUUACAAAGGAGUUGUAGUUUAUACUUGUACUAAGGCUAUGUUGGGCCUAACUUCUUAUUUUUUUUUUAAGUUACUUUAAAGCUAAAGCUUGUAAUAACAUUUCUCUUUCUAUUCAAAUUAGAAUAACUAGAGGGGCAGAGGCACUUCGUGUCUCUAAUAAUUAUUGGUUAAUAAAA